Pieris macdunnoughi is the source of this 516-nucleotide messenger RNA. Lineage: Eukaryota; Metazoa; Arthropoda; Insecta; Lepidoptera; Pieridae. The record is from the annotation of a GenBank genome assembly.
AUGAAUGGUAUUACUCGAUUAGGUCGAUGCAAUAAUGUCAACAUCAGGACAGAUCGCAGCCACAGUAUGUCGCAUGGCAGUAUUAUUACUCGUACUGAUGAAGGUGCUUCAGAUAAGCCGUGGGCAGGGAACGUGUUUAGCGAGGCACCUUGGGACGACAGUGACUACGUAAUGGAUGAAUAUCAUAGAGAUUGGAAAGAAGGGGCUACCAGAAAAAUUUUCAAUAAUGUUUUGAAGCCUGAAGCACGGAUUGCACGUGAAGGAAUGGGAAAUGUUUGGAGUGGUGUUUUGGGAGCAAUGUUGGGCGCUGGAACUGUUCUUAUAAUUGCCGUUUUGCUGUUCAUAUUUCGACGCCCGAAAAAGCUGGAGAAGCCCUCGCUGACGCCUAUGGAAGUUAGUCCAAAUAGAGCAGUGCCUUGCGACAAAAUGAGCAACUUUGACAAUCCAGUUAUAACUUAUUCCCUGCUCUUGACUCGUUUAAGAUUUGUUCAAGGUUUAAAUGGUAAAUAUUUUUGA